Erythranthe guttata (spotted monkey flower) is the source of this 4500-nucleotide messenger RNA. Lineage: Eukaryota; Viridiplantae; Streptophyta; Magnoliopsida; Lamiales; Phrymaceae. The record is from RefSeq and is a predicted model, not a curated record.
AUGUCUUGCAUUAUAUGGAACGUUCGUGGGGUUUGUCAGAAACCUACGGUUGAUCAUCUUAAACUUAUGGUUAGAAAUAAUAAUGCCCAGGUGCUUGUUUUGCUGGAGCCAAAGGUUAGUCACAAUAAGCUUCAACGAUUGGCGUGGCAACUUGGUUUUCAAUCGUCUUUGCAUGGUGGGGAAGACAAUAGAUACAUUUGGAUAAUGUGGAAAAUAGGAUGUACAGUUACUUUGUGUGAGACUAAAAGCCAAUACAUCUCGGUGGAAAUGAGGCUAGCCAUUGGGCAACUGUGUUACACUGCUUUUAUAUACGCUAGCUGCUCGUAUAUCACCAGAAAAGAUUUGUGGAAUUCGAUGUCCGAUUCGAUUGGCAGCGGGACUGCUCCUUGGCUGAUUGGAGGUGAUUUUAACACGAUUGCUCAUGUUGAGGAAAAACGAGGUGGUCGGGUGGUGGAUCCUACUGUGUUGUUUGAUUUUCAAAAUUUUAUACUUAACAAUGGGCUCAUGGAUGUGGGAUUUGUGGGGUCGAAAUUCACCUGGUGCAAUAAUAGAGUGGGUGCAGCUCGGGUGUGGAAACGUCUGGAUAGAGUUUUGAUAAAUAAUUCAUUGCAAAGUAUAUUUCCUAAUAUGGCAGUUCGACACCUAGAUAGGGUGUGUUCAGAUCAUGCGCCUCUAUGUAUUCAAUUUGAGGGAGUGAAACGUAAGGCUAAAAGUCAAUUUCACUUUCAGAGAAUGUGGAGCGAUCACCAUGACUUCCAUAAUGUUAUCAAAUCUUCAUGGGAUACACCGGCAGAAGGAUCACCAGGACAAAUAUUUUGCGAAAAACUGCGGCGGCUUCAACGUGUGCUUAAAGAUUGGAAUUGGUCGGUUUUUGGAGAUCUUCAACUCAAGAUUAAGGCUCUGCAAGAUCAAGUUCAAAGUUUGGAAAAUCAGCUGCAAGGAGCAUGGGAUGAGCAGACGUUUCAGAAUUCCCUGGCGGCCAAAAGAGAGCUCCUACAACUAGAAGAAUGGGAAGCGGAACUUCUUUGCCAGAAAGCGAGGAUUGCUUGGUCUAAAGAUGGUGAUAGAAACACGAAAUUCUAUCAUGCAACUAUAAAAGAUCGACGCCGGAAACAAAAUAUUACAUUAACGAAGCGUGAUGGUACUAGGACUCAAUCUGGCAAGGAAGUGGCGGAGGUGGCAGCGGAAUUUUAUUCAGAGCUUUUCCGGGCUUCUGCAUAUUGUAUUGACGAGGAGUUAUUUGCUCAUAUUAUUCCGACUGUGACUAGGGAGAUGAAUGCUGGAUUUUGUGUUUUACCAAUGGAGUUAGAGGUUAAAGAGGCAAUGGAAGGUCUUAAUCCGAAUAGCUCUCCGGGUGAGGAUGGAUUUACGGGCUAUUUUUAUCGAUCGUGUUGGAGCAUUAUCAAAGAUGAUCUAAUGGCAGUGAUCAAAGACUUCUACAACGGAGGUUAUCUUCCAUCGGGGUUCACUAAAACUCUAUUAGUGCUUAUUCCAAAAACUCCAACUGCUGCAGAGAUUGGCGAAUAUCGACCUAUCAGCCUUGGGAACUUUUCCGGAAAAAUUAUAUCUAAAAUUAUGGCUAAUAGAAUGGCGGGAAUUCUUCCUGGUAUAAUUGAGGAGGAGCAAGCUGGCUUUGUUAAAGGCCGGAGCAUAACUACUCAUACAGUGCUUGCCCAAGAGCUUAUGGGUAACUUAAAUAGAUCCUCGAACGGAGGUAAUAUGGUGAUUAAAUUGGAUAUGGCAAAAGCUUACGAUCGCUUGGAAUGGAGAUUUUUACUUCGAGCCAUGACGACAUUUGGAUUUACCCACCAAGCUUGUGAUCUUAUAUAUCGUAAUAUUUGCAAUAUAGGAUAUGGUUUUCGAAUCAAUGGAGAGAUUGUGGGGCAUUUUCGCUCGUCGCGAGGGGUUCGGCAAGGGGACCCUUUAUCUCCCAUGCUUUUUAUUAUGGGGCAACAAAUAUUAACUGCCAACUUAAAGAAAGGAAUCAUGGGAGGUCAGAUUCGUCCAUACAAGAUGGGGAGGAAUGAGCUUGGGAUCUCGCAUCUUUUUUAUGCCGACGACGUGCUUAUUUUUACAAAUGGGCACCCACAAUCGGUUACCUCUCUUAAGGAGAUUAUCAAUAAAUAUGAGCGGUCAUCAGGACAGAAGACAAAUACGGCAAAAAGUGGACUCUAUCUGGGCAAAGGGGCGACUGCUUUUAAAGUUCAAGUGGAAGGCAUUUUGGGAAUCAAAACCAAGGAUUUUCCGAUAAUCUAUUUGGGAGUUCCAGUUUCGGUGGGACGUAACAAGGCGGUUGAUUAUGAAUUUUUAGUUAGUAAGAUCCGUAUGAAACUUGAGGGUUGGAAAGCACGAUUACUCUCUUUUGGCGGGAAAAUUACAUUGAUUAAAUCCGUCUUAGCUAGUAUUCCAGUAUACACACUCGCAUGCUCAUACGUUCCAAAAUCCGUACUUAACCGUAUUGAACAGCUCAUGGCCAUGUUCUUAUGGAGCUCUCGUGGAGCUGCGCGAUUUCAUUGGGUCAAGUGGGGCAAGAUAUGCAAACCAGUUGAAGAAGGUGGAUUGGGAAUUCGAAAUUUGGCCCAAGUACAGAGGUGCAUGCACGGGAAACUCAUGUGGAUGGUUUAUAAGGGGGGCACUCUCUGGUCGAAGUUUGCAAAGCAAAAAUACUUUCAAAAUGGGAAAGGAAAUAUUAAAUUAUGGCGGGAGAAUUGGCUUGGGGAACGGCUCAACUGUCCAACAUUUUUAAACCACGAGAUAACGGUCCGAGAAGGCUUAGAUCGGCUAGAGGAACUCUUACAGUACAUUCCUCCGAGCCUUAAAAUAGGUGUACAACAUGUGGUUCUUCGCCCGGACAAGGAUGACGAGUUGAUUUGCACUCUUUCCAGUUCUGGGGAGUUUUAUGCGAAAGAUUAUUGGGAACUGCUUGCAGUUACAGGAGGGCGUCACCAGUGGGCAGAGAGGUUGUGGCAGCCAUAUAUCCCUUUUAAUUUGUCGGCCUUCUUAUGGAAAGGAUCCCACCACGCUCUCCCAAUGGAUGAUCGCAUAAUUCAAAAAGGAAUUCCCAUUGCUUCGAAAUGUAACUGUUGUCUAGUGCCUCGUUCGGAAUCCAUACAACAUUUGUUACUUUCCUCAGAUUGUGCCACUAAGGUGUGGAGUCACUUCUCGUAUAUUUUUCACACUCCUUGGAACAAGAACUUUAUUGUGCUCAGCUUGCUGUUAUGGUCUUACCAAACGAAGGACUAUAACUCGUUUGCGGCAAUUAAAUUGUCGACGUGCGUAUUAAUAAUGCAUGGGAUAUGGAAAGCCCGGUGUAGCGCUCGGUUUGACGAAGAAAUUAUAAAUCCUUUAUCGAUUAUUCGGAGAAUUAUGCAUCAAUUGGAAUUGGUGGCGAUGCAGCUAAAACCAAAAAAAAAGAACUCCCCGCUCCAAGAUAACAUUCUUCAAAGUUUGAGGCUGCCGAGUGCUCCUGUGCGCGAACCGGUUCGCCGGUGGUUCCGGUGGGAGAAGCCUCCGUUAGGUCAUUAUAAGUUGAAUGUGGACGGGUCGUCUAAGGAGGGGUUGUGUGCGGGUGGAGGAAUAAUCCGAGAUGGUCACGGGAGAUUAGUGGCUGCUUUUUCUUCCUUUUAUGGCCAUGGUUCGAAUAAUAAAGGUGAAUUGUCUGCUCUCUUAGAUGGAUUACAGGUCUGUCAAGCCUUGCGGCUGAGUAAUGUAAUUAUCGAGAGUGAUUCUCUGAUUGUAGUCAAUGCUAUACAUGGGAGAUCGUCAAUUAGUUGGGACCUUACAUAUAUGCUUCACCAAUGUAGUGAAAUGCUUCCGUCGGGUUACUCAAUUACUCAUAUUGUUCGGCAAAAAAAUGUUGUGGCGGAUCGGCUAGCGGCUUGGGCAUACAAUCACAUGGGUUAUCAAGAUUUUUUUCAAACUAGGGAUCUUCCAAGCUCUGUUUGGGAUUUUCAGGCUCGUCCCAUUCCUUUAUUUUGGGUUAGCCAUAUAGGCAAUAGUAGACACGGCCACAGGCCGGGUUUGACCCGGACGCGGCUCGGAGACCGCCCCGCCACGUUGACCAUUGACUCGGACCCGACAAAGACCCGGACCCGAGUAUCCGUCGGAUACAUCAAAGGUACCCCCGGCCAAGGAUUAUUACUUCCUUCCAAGAACGAUUUACUUUUGAAAACAUUUUGCGAUUCAGAUUGGGCAGAUGAUGCUGAUAUUUUUACUUGUUCGGUUUGCUAUUUGCUUUGGCGAAUUCAUAGAGUCAUGAGCGGACACGGCGGCUGCGGCAGUGCCGCAUUUUUACAACCUGAGUUGUUACCGAACAACAAACAAUUUCUAAACAGCAAACGGCACGAGGGUAAAUUGGGAAACAACAAAUCGAACGAAGAUAACGGAAUGAAGGCAAACUGCAAAUUUUGUUGUUCCAUUGAGGAGAUGCCUAAUGCGAGCGAAAUGGUGAGCCCUGACAUUAUGUAUAGCCGCAAAGCUGUCCCGGCCCCCAUUAAGUAA